UGUAAAUACGCAGGACGUGGCUCGGGGAAGGUGUCGGUACGAGCUCAGCGGCCGCAGCUGGAGAGCUCCUUGGCAGAGACGCUGGACAGCAGCGGCAGCUUGGACGCCCAGAGAACCGACAUGAUUUACACGAUUGAAGACGUUCCUCCUUGGUAUCUCUGCAUAUUUUUGGGGUUACAGCAUUACUUGACGUGUUUCAGCGGAACGAUAGCAGUGCCCUUUCUCUUAGCUGAUGCCAUGUGUGUGGGAUUUGACCAGUGGGCUACCAGCCAGUUGAUCGGGACCAUUUUCUUCUGCGUGGGCAUCACUACGCUGUUACAGACAACCUUUGGGUGCAGGUUACCCUUGUUCCAGGCGAGUGCUUUCGCGUUCCUGGCGCCCGCUAGAGCAAUCCUGUCCCUGGAGAAGUGGAGGUGCAAUAAUACAGAUAUAACAGUUACAAACGGAACAACAGAGCUGCUUCACACUGAGCACAUCUGGUAUCCCAGGAUACGAGAGAUCCAAGGUGCAAUCAUCAUGUCCUCCUUGAUAGAAGUGGUGAUCGGUUUGCUCGGCCUCCCCGGCGCCCUGCUGCGCUACAUCGGACCUCUGACCAUCACCCCGACGGUUGCUCUCAUCGGCCUCUCCGGUUUCCAGGCUGCUGGGGAAAGAGCAGGGAAACACUGGGGCAUCGCCAUGCUGACUAUUUUCCUCGUCUUGCUGUUUUCUCAGUACGCCAGGAAUGUCAAAUUUCCCUUGCCCAUUUACAAGUCCAAGAAAGGAUGGACAGCGUACAGGCUGCAGCUCUUCAAGAUGUUCCCUAUCAUUUUAGCUAUUUUGGUGUCCUGGCUGCUUUGCUUCAUCUUCACCGUGACGGACGUCUUUCCCCCCGACAGCUCCAAGUAUGGCUUCUACGCUCGCACCGACGCGCGCCGAGGAGUGCUCUUGGUGGCUCCGUGGUUCAAGGUUCCCUAUCCCUGUAA
Molecule: messenger RNA, 962 nt
Organism: Pterocles gutturalis (yellow-throated sandgrouse)
Lineage: Eukaryota; Metazoa; Chordata; Aves; Pterocliformes; Pteroclidae
Product: solute carrier family 23 member 2
Exons: 8
Biological process (GO): L-ascorbic acid metabolic process; transmembrane transport
Cellular component (GO): membrane
Molecular function (GO): transmembrane transporter activity
Source: RefSeq, a predicted model, not a curated record